Musa acuminata subsp. malaccensis (wild Malaysian banana) is the source of this 1066-nucleotide messenger RNA. Its product is annotated as protein PGR. NCBI's taxonomy places the organism in Eukaryota, Viridiplantae, Streptophyta, Magnoliopsida, Zingiberales, Musaceae. The record is from RefSeq and is a predicted model, not a curated record. Gene Ontology annotation, cellular component: membrane.
UCAGAGAGAGAGAGAGAGAGAGACAGAGAGAGAGACGAUGGAGGGGUUCUUGGUCAGGAGUGCGGUGGCCGUGGUGCUGUCGCUAGGGAUCGCGGCAAGGGCGUACCUCCACAGGUCGCUCGAUCGAUCGGGGGCGAUUUCGGGGUUCCUGGUGACGGCGAUCCACAUCGCGGCCGGCUACAGAUUCGCCGCGCUCCUGCUGGUCUUCUUCUUCACCUCCUCGAAGCUCACAAAAAUGGGAGAGGAGAAGAAACGGAGCAUCGACGAGGAUUUCAAGGAAGGCGGGCAGCGGAAUUGGAUACAAGUGUUGGCUAAUAGUUGGCUUGCAACUAUUUUGGUAGUGGUGUUCGUAAGUGUAACUGGGGGACAAGAUACCUGCUUGGACACAAAAAAGUCAAAAUUUCUCACUGGCCUCAUUGGUGGCAUUAUUGGACAUUAUGCCUGUUGUAAUGGAGAUACCUGGUCAUCUGAAAUUGGAAUACUUAGCAAUGCUCAACCCAGGCUAAUCACUACCUUCAAGACCGUCCGCAAAGGUACAAACGGUGCAGUCAGUGUGCAGGGACUUGUGGCAGCCACAGCAGCUGGUUUACUUAUCGGGCUUACUUGUGUCAUUGUGGGACUACUCACAGCUGAAUGUGCUACCGAUGCGGUCUUGAAUCAGCUGUUGGCGAUACCAAUCGCUGCAGCAGCCGGGCUGGGUGGUAGCCUGAUCGAUUCAUUACUGGGUGCAACUCUUCAGUUCAGUGGAUACUGUACGGUUCGGAAAAAGGUGGUCGGCAAACGGGCACCGACCGUGAUCAAGAUCUCAGGAACGGACGUGCUGGACAAUAACGCCGUUAAUGCUGUGUCCGUACUGUUGACGACACUGCUAACUGCGGUGGCGUGCAUGUACAUCUUCUGAGGGGGCACCGUUAUCUCUGCCGAGCUUGUACGAUGGAGUAGGUGUCUGUUGCUGCAGGUAAUGAUCCAAAUUAUAAUUCAUAGACUUGCCUGUGACCCUCCAUUUUUCCCCACGUGAUACAAAUGAUGUGCCGUUUGUUACUGGGAAACAUAUUACUGUUGAAGA